Molecule: messenger RNA, 975 nt
Organism: Myotis lucifugus (little brown bat)
Lineage: Eukaryota; Metazoa; Chordata; Mammalia; Chiroptera; Vespertilionidae
Gene: TM4SF19
Product: transmembrane 4 L six family member 19
Exons: 6
Coding region: 304-915 (203 amino acids)
Cellular component (GO): membrane
Source: RefSeq, a predicted model, not a curated record
UGGGGUGAUCUCUCCAUAUAUACAGAGCCGCCCUCGGCUCCUCGAGGGUCCUGAAGGAGGAUCCCCUGGGUGGGGUCCUGCAGGAAUCCCGGUUGGAGCUGACAGGAGUCAGGCUCACUCUGAAGGUUCUCUCCCGGUUCUCUCUCUCCCCUCCUGAUUUUUGCCAUGGGAUGCAGUUAUGAAUAAAGCUGCUAUGGACAUUCAAGUACUAGUCUCUAUGUGGACAGAUGUUUUCAUUUCUCUUGGAUAAAUAUGUAGAAGUGGAAUUACGUGAUCAUUCGGACGCUGUGCUCUCCCUGCAGGAUGGCGUGCUCGAGGACCUGCUCCCGCAUCCUGGGGCUGAGCCUCGGGACUACAGCCCUGUUUGCUGCUGGGGCCAACACGGUGCUCCUCUUUCCUAACUGGGAUGUGACCUACCUGUUGAGGGGCCUCAUUGGCAAACAUGCCAUGCUGGGCUCUGGGCUCUGGGGAGGAGGCCUCAUGGUGCUCACUGCAGCCACCCUCAUCUCCCUGAUGGGCUGGCGAUACGGCUGCUUCAGCAAGAGUGGGCCCUGCCGAAGCAUGCUCGCUGCUCUAUUAUCAAGUGGCCUGGCUUUGCUGGGAGCCUUGAUUUGCUUUAUUACUUCUGGAGUAGCCCUGAAAGAUGGUCCAUUUUGCAUGUUCGAUGUCUCAUCCUUCAACCAGACGCAAGCUUGGAAAUAUGGUUACCCAUUCAAAGACCUACACAACAGGAAUUAUUUAUAUGACCGUUCCCUCUGGAACUCAGUCUGCCUGGAGCCUUUGAAAGCUGUCAUUUGGCACGUGUCCUUCUUCUCCGCUCUCCUGUGCAUCAGCCUCCUCCAGGUUCUCCUGGUGGUCACUCACUUCUUCAACGCCUUCCUGGGCCUUUUCUGCAGCCUCUGUGAGAAGCCAUAGGCAAUGCCACUUCACGGACACGGCUUUCAUCAGAAACUGCCUUGAAUCCUUUCUGCAACU